Lonchura striata (white-rumped munia) is the source of this 1457-nucleotide messenger RNA. RefSeq names its product inner mitochondrial membrane peptidase subunit 2 (gene IMMP2L). Gene Ontology annotation, cellular component: mitochondrial inner membrane peptidase complex; membrane. Gene Ontology annotation, molecular function: serine-type endopeptidase activity. Lineage: Eukaryota; Metazoa; Chordata; Aves; Passeriformes; Estrildidae. The record is from RefSeq and is a predicted model, not a curated record.
GCGUCACGUGACGCGGCCGGCCGCGGCCCGCCCCCCGCGGCACCGAGCAAAGGAUUAUGGCACAAGCUCAGGGUUUGGGGAGGAGAUACAUUAAAGCCUUUUUUAAAGGUUUCUUUGUUGCCGUUCCUGUAACUGUGACUUUUCUGGAUAGAGUUGCCUGUGUCGCAAGGGUGGAAGGAGCAUCAAUGCAGCCUUCUUUGAAUCCUGGAGGAAGAGAAGCAUCUGAUGUAGUACUCUUGAACCACUGGAGCAUUAGAAAUUAUGAUGUACAACGUGGGGACAUUGUGUCACUGGUGUCUCCUAGAAAUCCUGAACAGAAGAUCAUUAAACGAGUGAUUGCUCUUGAAGGAGACAUUAUUAAAACCAUUGGAUACAAAAAGAAGUAUGUGAAAGUUCCACAUGGUCAUAUUUGGGUGGAAGGGGAUCACCAUGGGCACAGCUUUGACAGCAACGCUUUUGGUCCUGUUUCUCUUGGACUUCUACAUGCCCGAGCCACUCAUAUUCUCUGGCCUCCACAACGCUGGCAGAAGUUACAGCCGAUGCUUCCUCCGGAGCGCAAACCGCUCCACAGGGAGCAGGAGUGAUCUGAACACUCAGGCAGGAAAACAGUGACACGAAGUUCAACCAGAAAGAGUUGCAGUGGUUAUACCAUGAUCUGUAAGAGCUUUGCCAUGUCCUCUGACAUCAGUGUCAUGUCAAUAAAUACAUGUGACAUCUAAAUGUUACAAUGCCACCAGAAAUUCUUCAUGUUUCUUUUGCUCGUCUGUUCUAUUGUUUGAUGGGUUUUAAAAAUUCCCAACAUUAGGGCAUUGUAUAUUAAUUCAGUUUGAAAUAAUUGGUUGUAGAGGAACUGAAUGUUCAUUUUCUUUCUGGAAGCGGUAACAUGCUUGGCUUAUGUCUGUACCUGUGCUUCUCUGGACAAGAAAUUAUUAAAACCUUCAAUAAACUAUUUUGAUCUUUUACAUUCUGCAUGGAAAUGAUUAAUAUUGAUUGCAUAUGAAAAAAGGAAAAAAACACCCAAAACAUAUAUACUUUGAAUUGUCCUAUAAUUACUAGUAAUGAGGAAUCAGUACUUCUGUAGGUGAAAAGUUUUUAAUGAAGCUUAUUUCUGUUAUUAAACUGAGUGCCUAUUACUUAUUUCUAUUUUCUUUUUCAGGAUAAAAAUAGUUUUAUAUAAAUAUUCCCUGUAUAUCUUUCUGAAUUAGAUAUUCAGUCAAAUUGUACAAAUGAUAUUGCAUUAUUUGAAGACAGUAUUUAAUUAAUUUUUUUAGUAGAGUAAAUCUUUGUUAGUACUGAUUGCCACAUUUCUUUGAAACUAUGUAAUUAGAUAAGAAAUAUGUGAUUAAUAUUCUAGUAUAUAGUUAUUAUUAUAAUAUACUCUGUGAAUAGGUAGUAAAUCUGCAUACAUUGUAAGUGAAAAAAACUUGGAAAAUUACACAUUUUCAAUGACAAAUCAA